Molecule: messenger RNA, 519 nt
Organism: Octopus sinensis (East Asian common octopus)
Lineage: Eukaryota; Metazoa; Mollusca; Cephalopoda; Octopoda; Octopodidae
Exons: 1
Coding region: 1-519 (172 amino acids)
Source: RefSeq, a predicted model, not a curated record
AUGUUCGAGCAGUUAUCUCUCUCCUUGGAUUUUGCUCUAUGGAGGGACUUUAAAUGGAUUUUUGUAAUUGCGGACCUACCCUAUCCUAUUCUUGGGGCAGAUUUCCUCCACUGCUUCUCACUGUUGGUGGACGUUUGCCAACAGCAUUUGUUGGAUAGCUCAAUGCAGUUAUCGGUUCCUGGUUGUCCAGCAUUCACUCCUGUUGUAAGCCCGGUAUCUUUUAGUGCUGUAUCCGAUGAUACAUACCAUUCUCUUCUCAACUCAUUCCCAGAUUUUACUGAUUUAACCUUCAACGUCGUUGAUCCUGUACAUUCAAUGGGACAUUUUAUCGACACCAAUGGUCCACCAGUGUUUACUUGUCCUCACUGUCUUUCUCCUGAUAAACUCAAGGCUGUAAAAGCAGAAUUCGAUUACAUGCUCCAGCUGCAACUUAUUCAUCCUUCUACUAGCCCCUGGUUUUCCCCUCUCCAUUUAGUCCCCAAAGGAAAGACUGACAUCCACCCAGUUGGUGAUUAUUGA